Lycium barbarum (goji berry) is the source of this 1755-nucleotide messenger RNA. RefSeq lists its product as uncharacterized. The transcript has 7 exons. Gene Ontology annotation, biological process: DNA repair; base-excision repair, AP site formation. Lineage: Eukaryota; Viridiplantae; Streptophyta; Magnoliopsida; Solanales; Solanaceae. Gene Ontology annotation, cellular component: nucleus. Bases 165 to 1211 code for a protein of 348 amino acids. Gene Ontology annotation, molecular function: 8-oxo-7,8-dihydroguanine DNA N-glycosylase activity. The record is from RefSeq and is a predicted model, not a curated record.
AGACGGACUUUAAUUUUUGACACACCUCUUCAGUGACUUGUCUAAUCUAAUGAUUAGAUAAAAAUAAUUUGAUCUAAUCUGAACAAAUUGAUCUCUUCUUAAUUUAGGAUCAAAGCUAGCGUGUCUCUUCUUCUUCUUACUCCCAACACACAGAGAAAAAAAAAAUGGAGACACUACCAUCUUGGGAUUUCGUUAUCAAAUUGGAGAAGUUUCCAUUGUUCAAUUUACAAAAAGCGGUGUGCAACCAUGGGUUUUUCAUGAUGGCUCCCAACCAUUGGGAGCCGUCCACUAAAAGUUUUUCUCGUCCUCUGCGAUUGGCAGAUUCCAUCACUUCUGCUAUGACUUUCGUUUCACAACCUCCUGGAGAGGAUCAUCUUGUCGUUAAGGUUUAUGGUGCAAGUUUUCUUUCACUUAAGGAUGAGCGAGCCAUCCUGUCUCAGGUGAAGAGAAUGCUGAGACUCUCUGAUAAGGAUGAACAAGAUGUGGGAUGUUUUCAUAAGAUUCAUCCAGAUGCUGAGGCCAAAGGAUUUGGUCGGUUGUUUCGAUCACCAACCUUAUUUGAAGAUGUGGCCAAGUCUCUUCUUCUUCGCUUUUGCCCGUGGAAGACAUCUUUGGAUCUGGCAAAGGCUCUUUGUGAUAUACAACUUAAAAAAGUCAUGUCCAAAAGAAAGAGAACUAAUAUUACACCUAUUGGAGACUUUCCGAGUCCAGAAGAAUUAGCAAGUUUUAGAGAGGAAGAGCUAAAAGGCAAAGCGAAAUUUGGAUAUAGAGCAGCGGACUUGAUUAUCUUGGCUAAACAAGUUGUUGAUGGAAAAAUUAAUCUGUCUAAUAUUGAAAAAGACGACAUUGGUGAUGUACCAAGUGCAAGGUUUAAGCUGAAGAUAAAUGGUGCUGGUCCUUUCACCAUUGAUACUAUCAUGAUGUGUGCUGGAAUCUAUGAUAAUAUUCCAAUUGACAGCGAAACGGUGCGUCAUAUGAAAGAGCUUCAUGGACUUAAUCUGAGAAAGCGAAAAAAGGGAUCGAUUAGUCUCCUGAAAAAGGACAAACUACAACAAUUCUACAAGCGUUAUCAUCCAUUUCAGUGUUUGGCUUACUGGUUUGAACUUGCCAACUCUUAUGAAAUAAAGCUUGGCAAGACAUUAAAUGUGUUAUUGCCAUCAGAAUAUCAUCAUGCCACCGGAAACUAUGAAAAGAAGAACAAGAAGUAUUAAGGAUGGAAGCUGCAUUGAAUAUUUGGACUGAUGGUUUUGAGCAGAUGUGGUGUGUGAUGGAUAGGAUAUACGCACCGGAUGUUGCUAUAAAUUCUGCAAGAAUUAAUAUUAAGAUUUUGCAAUUGAUGGAUCGGGCUAAUUAAGAACUUCCAUUCAGAAGGUUACUUUUCGUUUUUGUUUUCUAGAGAUACUGUGUGGACUACAAAUUGAUAUUGCUGGCUUCAGAAUUUAGCAUUAUGGAAUUGGGUGCUCCAUUUUCUGUAACAUAAAGCUGCUAUUAAUCACAAUAAUAGUUAACCAACUAUAUCCAAAACUAUUGUAUUAUCAUUUCCUAUCUAACACGCAUUUUGUGACAAUAUUUGGGCAAAAAUUAAAGACCAGCAAUUUGAGGGGCAAAAAUUAAAGACCACCCCGAAUAAGGACAAUCGUGCAUAGUACAACCCAAGUGAUGGACUUCCCUAGGUCUGAAUCCAGUACCUAAAUCUGGAUGGACUUCAAUUCCUGGUGUCAACAACUCCUAGUGAAUGUGCUCUUAAUUUCAACU